Messenger RNA from Spea bombifrons (plains spadefoot toad), 3635 nucleotides. RefSeq names its product glypican-5-like. Gene Ontology annotation, cellular component: extracellular region; plasma membrane; cell surface. Gene Ontology annotation, biological process: positive regulation of canonical Wnt signaling pathway; cell migration; regulation of protein localization to membrane. The record is from RefSeq and is a predicted model, not a curated record. The transcript is spliced from 9 exons. Lineage: Eukaryota; Metazoa; Chordata; Amphibia; Anura; Pelobatidae. The coding region runs from base 477 to 2279 and encodes 600 amino acids.
GAGGAGAACUGCAUGAAGUUGGGAGGAGGGAGCUGUCGGUAUGGGGUUUAUCUGAGAGAGAGAGAGAAGCUGACAGACAAACCUAUAGGGGAGAUAGAAGCCAGCAGUGAGGUAAUUGUUAUUUGCCCCAUACAUCUGUGACACACAGAGGGAGGUAACAGUGUAUAAGGGGAACACACUGCUGUGUCACUGACAGACACCAGGCUGGACAGUUGUGAGUGAGAAGAGAUGAUCAGAGCUGGACACAGCCUGUAGGUUAUGAGAAGAUAGAGAAGGAGCUGUCAGGUUGUGUGUUUGCAGAAUGCCCUCUCCGUUGUGUAGGGUUGUGGAUGUAAAGGUCCUGCUCUCCCCUCUAUAGGCAAUUCUUGUGUUUGUUGGACAUGCUGUGUCUAAGUGCAGAUACCAAGUGGAUAUAGAUGCACUGUAGAGGGUGACACCUAGGGCAGAGCUCUGCAUUUGCCCCUCUGUUUGGUGAGAUGCCCCGGCUGUUUUUACCCAUCAUCUUGGUCCUUCACCUUGUGACACCGAUGUUUCCCCUGCGCUCCCCGAGUUGCCAUGAGGUCCGUGCCGCUUUCCAGCUGCAGCAGGUCGGGAGAGCACGACUUGUACCGGAGGUACCGCUGGAGGAGUCUGACCUCCAGAUCUGCCAGAACAAGGCUUCGACCUGCUGCACCCGGAAGAUGGAGGAAAGCUACCAGGCCGCGGUGAAGAGAGAGCUGACCCAUAACAUCCAGGCUCUGAACUUUGAGCUGAAGUACAUGAUAGUUGCACACAUGUCUGCUUUCCAAGAGACAUUCACCUUUCUAAUUGACAGUGCCACAAACCAUACCAUGUCUUUGUUUGGCACCACUUACCGGACAUUGGCACAGGACGUGCAGGAUCCAGUGAGAGAGCUAUUUACAGACAUCUCUCUCAAUAUCCUGGGUGAGGAGAUGCCAGUGGACAAUGCUGUUUCACGAUUUUUUGAUGCACUUUUUCCGUUGGUCUAUAAUCACCUUUUAAAUCCUGGGAAAGGUACUUUGUCAGAAGAAUAUUUGGAGUGCCUCCGCCUGACGCGACAGGACAUUAAUCCAUUUGGACCCAGCUUCCAGGAGAUGGUGACUGUAUUGUCCAAAUCCCUCUGGGCCAGCAGAAUGAUGAAGCAAUCACUAAGCAUGGCAGUUCACAUAAUAAAUAGCACGGAACAUGCUGGGAUGACGAGGGAGUGCACCCGAGCCCUGGUGAGGAUGCAGUACUGCCCUCACUGUCAAGGCCUUACUCUUAUCCGCCCUUGUGUGGGUUACUGUCUCAAUGUUAUGAGGGGAUGUCUUGCAAGCUUUGCAGAACUUGAUGCCCCAUGGAGGGACUUCAUAGCUUUGCUGGAGCACCUGGCUGGACAAAUGUCUGGAUCACAUGACCUGGAGUUGGCACUUUUGGGGAUUAGGGACAUGAUCAAAGUAUCCAUUGAGUAUGCAGAGACACAAAGUCACAAUCUUACAUCUAUGGUGGAGAAGGUAUGUGGGGAGCUGCAGGAGAGUCCCAACAAUCAGGCUUCAAAGGUCAAACUCCAUAUGGAUGAGGAUGUUGAUCAUCCUCCAGUAACAAAACUUCCAUCUCCUGUUCAAAUGAGAAGCUCUCUACCUCUGAAGUCUUCAAAGAAUGACAGACCUCGCAGUUUGAAAAGAAUCUCUCGGGAAUUUAUCAAGUAUAUGAAAUUGUCAAGGACGUUUUAUGCAUCCCUGGCAGAGCGUUUGUGUGAUGGGGAUUUGGCAGUCAGAGAUGGGUCCACCUGCUGGAAUGGAGAAGAUGUAGUGGAAAGCUAUACAAAUAUUGUUGUCUCCAAUGAACUUAAAGCGCAAGUCAGUAACCCAGAGGUUAAGGUGAGAGGACCCAAUGCAGUCAUCAGCCAAGUCAUUGACAAACUACGUCACUUCAUACAGAUGGGCAAUGAUAAGAAGAUGAAACCAAAGAGAUGGCGGUUUGGAGAGGGCAGUGGAGGCGGGGAGAGACCAGAAGAUUCAGGUCCUAGUGGAGAUUGUGAUGAUGAAGAUGGCUGUCAAGGGUCUGGAGAGGAAGAAACCAGAGAUGCAAAGUCGAGAUCAGAGGUUUCCAAGGAACUACAACCCACCGUAAAAGUACCCAGGCUUCCUACCCAGAGUACACCCAAGACUUCACAGAAAAAGCUAAAUGUAGCAGGCAAUGGUAGUAAAAUAAGAGUUCCUUCAUCUGGUCUGGUGGUUACAUUAUUAAUCAUUUGUCAGGUCAUGUUACACCUGUCCAAUGCAGCAGCUACUUUCUAAGGUCACAAUGCCUUCAAUAUAUAUGCAAGCAAAAGAAAGUACCUUUACAGGGUGGACAUGAAGCAUGUAGAUGAUCCUAAUGUUGCCUGACUUUAAAUGGACAAUGGGUUGGCCGCUGGACACAUGCGCCACGAACAGUUAAGAUCCAAAUAAUGCUUUAUAAACAACUCUCAUGAAAUAUCCUCAAUACAAACUCGUACAAAGGUUUCACAAGUGUGGCUUGCAGGGUAAGCAUCGAGUUGGACGUUAGGUGAAUAGACUUUGUGAAGAAAUACAUAUCCUUCUAGUGCUAUACACUCUGCAAUGCCACGUACCUGCCAAGACUAGUAACACCACAUUUAAACCUGCUGAAAGUUUCCAUGCACUUUAGAAGCCGGUAGGCAAACGUCUGCUUUGCAUAUUAUCUAUACCUCUGGCAAUCUCCUUGCAUACAUUUUAUAUCAUUCAUCUAAAUGUCACCAGACACUUGUGUUCUUCUCACAACAGUAUUUUUCAACUUUUCUGUGUACUUGAUACCGUAUCGAUGAUUAGCGUUAGCUCUCUUUUAAUGUAUACCAAAAUGGUACCGGUGUGAUGUUACCUGCUAUUUCUAAUGCCACAAACUGAAGAUGAACUAGGAAGAUGUAACAACUCAUGAAUGAAGGAGAAUCAACAAUUUUUCAAGCUGCCAAGGUCACGUUUUAUGUUGGCAUCCACAAUGCCUUCCUAAGUUUUAUGGACUAUGCAAUUUACAGGUCAAAGUAGUGCACAUAAAUAUAGAUUGGGGUAACAGUUUACAAAGAUUAUAACAAAAUAUACUUCUUACAUCAUAGAUUAAAACAAGGCGGAUCUAAUGAGCAUAGUAUUUCUCUCUAGACAAGGUGUCAUUGUUUAUCUUUUAGUUUUUUACAGUGAAAAUAUGUUCAUGGAUUUAGGCUUAUCUUUUACUUACUGGAAUGGUAAUGCUGUAGCAGCACUGCACCAGAUAAGAGGUGCAUCCUCUGUUCCUUCAGGUUGGGGAUUGUUACACCUAUAGCAAAGUGGUUACUUGUGAUGUGGCUUUUAGUACAUAGUAUUUUAUGAACCUUUAUAUCAUUGUUCUAUUUUAAUUUUUUUUAAGUGCAACAAAUGUAGUGCGUGUCAUGCUGUUAAUUCAAAUAUCUGCAAAAGAGAUGAGAAUUGUUGAUGUAGCUGAUGCAAUGUAUCUAAAAUACAAGGAAAUCAGUUUUAAGAAGUUCAUCAGCCUUUCAUUGUCUUAUGCUUGACACGUCAAGUUUAAUGUGUCUGUUCCUGUCCUGAUGCAUACAUUUGCUUACAUGUUAUAAAUUAUAAUCAUAAAAGGUAACAUAAGUGGAAUAAAAUAUCCAAUUUAAGAAA